This is a messenger RNA of Podospora anserina S mat+, 1371 nucleotides long. RefSeq lists its product as uncharacterized. The transcript has a single exon. The record is from RefSeq and is a predicted model, not a curated record. The coding region runs from base 1 to 1371 and encodes 456 amino acids. NCBI's taxonomy places the organism in Eukaryota, Fungi, Ascomycota, Sordariomycetes, Sordariales, Podosporaceae.
AUGCUUUUACGAAGUUUUCUUGCGAUCGGGAGCCUACUGUCGCUAGAAGCUUCGGCUUCGGUGACCAUUCGCAAGACAGGCCGUGGUCCCACUGGCUACGAGGUCGACUUUUGCUAUGUCAACGCAACUGCGCAGCGGGUGCUAAUAGGAGGCGGAAUUCAACCUUUCACCGACCAGUUCCACACAACAGGAACGUCGUACCGCUUCAACGGCCGCUAUGAUCCCCACGACUACCAGCCGGGCGACUUUUAUGUCAGCAAUCCUUCACCUCAGCUCCCAGCAGAACCGCUAUACAGGUGGCCAUAUGAGAUGAAGUCCUCGGAUGAUGGUGUAUGGACAUACACAACACCCCUCCCAAGCGGCAUCUACAGCUUUGCGUAUCUCGUCAACUGCAACUACGCACCCAACUGCAGCAUCGACACAGGCCAUCUCGUCAUCGACCCAGACCUCCCGCCAUUUCAAAACGUCCAAGGCGAUCAAGUAGCCUCCAGCUUCCAGGUCCCCUUCGAUGACAAAUUUCAGGCCUCACCCGAACUCAACACCAACUUUGACUACGCUCUCGACGCACCAGAAGGUCACCGUGGUGUAGUCAAACCAGCAAACUACACCUCCCCCGGAUCGAUCCAUCCGGCCCCUGACAUCCACGACUUUUCCAUCUACCUCCCAGCCGAAUACGGAACCAUCCCCGAGAAGAGAUACCCCCUCCUCUAUCUCUCCCAUGGUGCAGGCGGCAACGGCGCCGACUGGGAAAACCUCGGACGAAUGAGCCAUGUGAUGGAUAACCUCAUCCGCCUGAAGCACAUCCCCCCAACCGUGGUGGUCACCCCCUCCUUCUACAACCUCGACGCUUCAGGAGGCAAGUUCAUCUACGGCAACAGAUCCCACAGUGUCCCCAUCCCUCCCGCACCUUACGUUCGCGAAAACUUUGAGAAAUACCUCUUCCCCUGGGUCGAACAAAAUUACGAAGUCUGCCAAAACGCAAGCUGUCGCGCCUUUGCGGGGUUGUCCAUGGGCGGUGUUCUCACGUACGAGAUGUUUGUCAAUGCCACCGACAUGUUUGACUACUUUGGGAUGUUUUCCCCUGCUACCAACACGCCGUAUAUCGAUGCGUCUUCUGCGGUACAAAACCCGGGGUUGUUGAAGAAGGGGAUCAUGGUUGCUUAUGGACUCUACGAUUUUGUGUUCCCUCAGGCGAGGGAGCUGCAGACUGCGUUGGAUGCGGUGGGGAUACGGUAUAUCAAUCGGGUUACGCCGUUUGGGAGUCAUUAUUGGAAUACGUGGCAGGAUGAGCUUUGGUGGUUUGGGGUUAAGGUGCUGUGGAAGCCUUUGCCUUUUGGGGUGGGGACUGGGAGAGUAAGGGCGAAGGGUUGA